AUGAUAGUAUUUGUGAUCAUUCCCGUUUCUAUAUUUCUGAAUAUCAACGGAGUUUUCGCUGUUGAUUGGAAAGGGCCACUUAAAGUAAAACAAUCAGCGUAUGGAACUGUUCGGCGUUAUUGUGAGUACUUUAUGACGUCAGAAGGUGUCACCGCCACAUUGAAGAUUUUGCCAGGGUCGACCUUUGACACGUUGGAUUGUUACCACUGCGAGUGUACGACUGAAGGAUUAAACUGUCAGGGAGUUGGUGUGAACGGUUGGAGUCUAAGCGGUCCCCCAGAAUGUACAGUUGUUGCUGAUGGCUGUAGUCCGUUAUUUGUACUUCGGACUAAUAAUAAAAUCGACUGCUUUACACGUCGCCCUGUUGGGCAGCUUCCAAAUGGCGAGAGACUACACCGUACUGGGACAUCGUGGAUCUAG
Messenger RNA from Ylistrum balloti, 420 nucleotides. Its product is annotated as beta-microseminoprotein-like. The record is from RefSeq and is a predicted model, not a curated record. Lineage: Eukaryota; Metazoa; Mollusca; Bivalvia; Pectinida; Pectinidae.